Molecule: messenger RNA, 1158 nt
Organism: Fundulus heteroclitus (mummichog)
Lineage: Eukaryota; Metazoa; Chordata; Actinopteri; Cyprinodontiformes; Fundulidae
Gene: emc3
Product: ER membrane protein complex subunit 3
Exons: 9
Coding region: 238-1023 (261 amino acids)
Biological process (GO): protein folding in endoplasmic reticulum
Cellular component (GO): EMC complex; membrane
Source: RefSeq, a predicted model, not a curated record
CAGAAGCAGACGUUUAUUCUCUUCGUUCGCUGCAGUCAGUAACACAGCGUUCUCGACUGAGGGGGGUAACGCCAGUUCAUCAAAUCACUUAGCAUAUCUGAUAACCUUCUACAGCGGAUGUGUUGUGUCUUUCGCUGGCCGGGGAUUAAGCGCAAAGUGGGGGUCGCCUCUGCGGGACGACUCGCUGGUUCCCACCCUCCGUGACGGACAUCAGGAAGAAGUCAUCUUCCGGGCAGAAUGGCCGAACCGGAGCUUCUGUUGGACUCCAACAUCAGACUCUGGGUGGUUCUACCCAUUGUCUUCAUCACCUUUCUCGUCGGCGUGAUUCGGCAUUACGUGUCUAUUCUUCUGCAGAGCGACAAAAAGUUGACCCUAGAGCAGGUUUCAGACAGCCAGGUGCUUAUUCGGAGCAGAAUCCUGAGGGAAAAUGGAAAAUACAUUCCCAAACAGUCUUUUUUGAUGAGGAAGUUCUACUUCAACAAUCAAGAGGACGGCUUUUUUAAGAAGACCAAAAGGAAGGUCGUUCCACCGUCUCCAAUGACAGAUCCCAGCAUGCUGACAGACAUGAUGAAAGGCAACGUCACCAACGUGCUUCCCAUGAUCCUCAUCGGUGGCUGGAUCAACUGGACCUUCUCAGGAUUUGUUACAACUAAGGUUCCUUUCCCUCUCACGCUGCGGUUCAAGCCUAUGUUGCAGCAAGGGAUAGAGCUGCUCUCCUUAGACGCUUCCUGGGUGAGCUCAGCGUCAUGGUAUUUCCUGAACGUCUUCGGACUGCGAAGCAUGUACUCGUUGAUAUUAGGUCAAGAUAACGGUGCCGACCAGUCGAGGAUCAUGCAGGAGCAGAUGAGCGGCGCUGCCAUGGCCAUGCCUGCAGACACAAACAAAGCGUUCAAAGCUGAGUGGGAAGCACUGGAGCUGACGGACCACCAGUGGGCGCUGGAGAGCGUGGAGGAAGAUCUGAUGAACAGGGAGCUGGACUUUGAGGGCAUGUUUAACAAAGAGCUGCCAAGUGGCAUCUUCUGAUCGCCUGAUCUGAAUUUAGUCAUUGCAGGGAUGUUUUUUUUGUUGUUUGUUUUUUUUGUUUGUUUUUUCAUAAUGUGCAACGUUUACAAGCUUACGGUCAUUGUCCGUUCAAAUACUCCUUUUGCUGUGCGUAAA